Molecule: messenger RNA, 4284 nt
Organism: Scaptodrosophila lebanonensis
Lineage: Eukaryota; Metazoa; Arthropoda; Insecta; Diptera; Drosophilidae
Product: myb-like protein X
Exons: 7
Coding region: 337-2673 (778 amino acids)
Source: RefSeq, a predicted model, not a curated record
UCGUCGCUUCUUUGACGCCAUGUUGUGAAAAGUGUCAAUAGUAUUUCGGAGCUCCUGAAAAACUUAUCUUCAGUUUAUAUUUCUAAUUGGUGUUAAGCUCAACGUGCGCGUUAAAGUCUUUUAUACGAUAAUUUUGUGUAAAUAUCUGUGGCAUUUGAGUUGACAAUUACGGUGGAACAGUAAAGCAGCAAAGGCUGAGGACGUCGAUUGAUUUGUUUUGUUGCUUCAUAUAAACAUCGUUAGUUCAAGCGGCCGCCCAUUCGUAGUCGUUUGUCGUUAUUAAAAAAGCGCAAAAGUCUAAUCAACAGCUACAACAACAGCAAAAUCUACAACAACAUGCCAGGCCAAUUUGCUGGCCUCGGUGCCCUGCUAUGCUGCAUCCUCUUGUUGCAGCUUUACUGCGGCACUCAAGCCUCCCCACAACGCGCUGCCUACUCGCUGCAGGCGGCCGUCGAUGAGUUGCACCGGCGGGAGGCUGCAAAGUAUCCUUUGAAUGCGCCGCCAGCAUCGUCUGCCGCGUAUCCGCAUUACUAUGGCGGUGAACUGCAGGAUUGGGAUGAAGAUAGCGAAUUAUUUGGCACCGGCGGCAAAAAUAAAAAUCGGAAUCGCCAUAGAAUAAAUAAAGCACUUGCCAAGUACUUAGAACGUGAAAACUAUGAGGCUGAUCAUGGCGGAUUAUCCUUAGGGCCAUUCGGUGGUUAUGAGUUUGAUGAUGAGCAGAGCCAUAACAACAAUAAUCUCUUUUCCGAUGAGAAGAAGAAGCGCAGUUCCCUAUUUAGGGAACGUGACGAGCAAUUCGAUAAUGGACCGCCACCAGCGACGUCUGUGUUCCGGGAGCGUGAGAAUCAGGGCAGUGGGGAUGCGCACAGCGAGCUAACCGAGCAGUUCCUGCGGGAGAUCGAGGAAGCCAGCGAGCACGAGAGACAGGAGCGUUACAAGGCAGCGUUGCGAGAUCUCUGGGAGAAAUAUCAGCAGCAGGAGAACGAGAUAGCCGACGAUGAGUUGUUCGAGCAAAAGAAGCGCAUGCGCAUGCCUCCAUACUAUCUGCUGAUGCAGAAGAAGCGCUCCGCCUAUCCCGUGCUUCCCUGGCUCCCCUAUAAUCCGGACAAGAAGAAACGGUUCCCUGUGUCCAAGCGAGCAGCCAAACGAUCAACCACCGAACUCUCCUCCCUUGGCAAGACCGACGAGAAGGUUGCUCAGGAGCUGAGCGAACUCUUUGGCAGUGCCAAUGAGGAGAAAAAGAAACGUUCCACCGAUGAACAGCAACCGGACAAGGCCAGUGCAGUGGCACCAACUCAUGUGCCGGAGACAACGGCGACGGCGCUAAGCGACAUGAGGCUAGAGAUUAACUUCCAGCGCGUAAAUCUGAGCAAUGAGGGAGAGACAGGUGCUGCAACGGGCGAAAUUGCUCAACAUGGACAUGCCGGCCAUCAUGAGCAGGGACAAGAGUUGGAGAAGGAGCGUAGGCAUCGCAAACGCAGUGACCAUGCCCAUCACUCGGGGGAGGAGGGCUCGGAUGAGGGUCACGGCGAACAUGAUGAGCACGAUGAUGAGGGUGAGGAGAGCACCGAUGAAGACGAUCACGAUGAAUUUGAUGAGGAUGAUGAGGCGGAUGCCGAAGAGCGUCGCAAGAAAAAGAAACGCGAUGCGAACUCAAAGCAUGUCCAUUCACCUACUGUCGGUCAUCUAAUGCUGCGAGCCAAGAAAUCCAUAGAUUGGUCACAGUACUUCGGCCUUGACCGGAAGAAGAAGUCCGUCCAGGAGACAGAAUCGGAAAUUAAAAAACGCAGCAGCACCGACAACAGCAAUGAAAAUGUUGAUAACGAAGCUGAGAAGAAGAAAAAACGCCGCGAUAUUAAUCCCGAGAAACUAGAGAGCAUGGACAAAAAGUUGCAGUCCAUCGAGGACUUUAUCAUCGAUGAGACUAUCAAGUAUACUGGGGCACAUGAAGGCAUCUCCAAUCAGGAUGAAAUACGCAAGCUUAAAGAUCAUGUGCUCUCACGUUUGGCCACUGCCUACAGUCUGGAGAAGAUGCGCCGUGCACUGGAGAAGCUCCGUCAGUCUGUUGAGAAUGAAAACCAUUUGCUGCGAAAUGUUAUCGAACCGGAAUCGGAGGAGAAUACUGUCGACAAUUACUGGACUUCGAAGAAACGCCUAAGCGUUAAGAAAGAUCAGGCUGAUGAUAAUGAGGAAUCUGUUUCGAAAAACAGUGAUGCUGAUGUCAAAAAGAUGAAGAAACGGGGCGGUUACUUACGCUAUCCAGAGCAGCCCAAUACAAUGGAAGACGCAUUGACAAACUCGCCCUUUGAGCCGCUCAACGAUGCCUAUCUGGGCAACAAAAACUAUAUUAUUGGCUCCAAUCAAUGCCCUAUGAUCGAAUCGAUGGCCGAGCGUUGUCGUGGAGUAGAUUUAAUAUCCGGCGAUCUCAAUCAGGAGCUGUUACCGCUGUGCGGUGUCCAUCAGAUCUGUUACCUCUGCGGCGCCUCCCAAGUGGCAUGUGACUAUCAGUAUUUGGCCGAGGCAGACAGUGUGUGUGGCAGCAACAACGAUUGCCAGGCAGCGGCACGUUCCGUGCUCAUGAUAUUACGAGGCACACCGGGCCCACAGUUGGGUCCACGCGAAUGCUUAAAAAAUCCUUGCUUGUACAGCGCCAUGCGCGAGAUCGGGCUAUAGAGUGAACCAACAAGUAUUUUUCUAAACUUUAUUUGCAGCAGUUUUCCUAACGUUUUUUGUGUGCGUUUUAAAACAACAACAACAAAACCUUUAAAAAACAACAACAGAACAAAUGCUGAACUAGCAAAUCAAAUAAAUAUUUUAUUCAAAAUAAAAUAAGCAGCUAAUGAAGUGAAAAAUAAAAAAAUUUCGAUGAAUUUUACUGUUGCUGGCUCUAAUGUCAAAAUUGCAGCAGAGUUGAAGAACAAACUAGAAUUAAUUUUUAAAAGAGGGAAGAAAAACAACAAAGCUACAUGCACACAUGCUACAAUGCAUUUCAGUAUCGGAUUGGUAGUCAAAAUUUGAAUGAUUGAAUUCAUCCAAGACGGUAGACACCACACAUUUGCUUCAACUACUAAAUAAAUAAAUAAUAACCCGUAAUUUUUGAACCAUAUAUGUAAAUGUAAUUGGAAAUAGAAAUAAGACAGCAAGCAGCAACAAUGAAAUAAAUGUCCAAAAUAUUAAUGUAUACAUACAAGUUUUAGAAACAUAUUACCACAUAUUAACAUAUUACUACCAAUAUAUUUGUGCAGUCAUCUGCGAAAAAUAAUCAAAGAGAUAUUAAUAAUAUUAAUAAUGUGUAAAUGUAUUACAGUUAUUAAAUAUGUGCAAGUGGCAAUAGGCACAAAAUGUUUAUUUUUGAAUUCAAUAAGCAGAACAUAAAGGCAGCUACCUAGAACGCCGAAAAUUUUUUUGAGCCCUCCCAUCAAAUGCUUAAUGCAUGGCAAUAACAACAGCUUUGGAUCGGUUGAAAAGGAUUAGCAACUAAGUAUUACAACUUAAAAUAACAGGUUUUUAAUACGACUAAAUGUACUUACAUGAUGCAGUGCAAGAAAAACGCUACAAAACAAAAAAUAUAUAAAAUACAUACAUAUGUAUGUAUGUAAAUGUUUUGAGGCAUUCACGUUUAAUGUAAGAAGUCCCCAAUGCUAAUACAGAUAAGGAGCAUAAAAGUAUCUCAUAAUAUACAGUGUACACGAAUUGAUUUGUUGCUUAAUAUGACGGCUUCACGGUACACGGUACAACGUAAAACUUUCCGUAUUUUCUUAAACAACUUACUGCACACACAAAAUGCAUUAACUUGAACUAAACUAUUAAAUAGCAUGACUAUUACGAUUAAUAUAAAAACAAUAUUCAAAAGCUGAUCUAUGUACACAUGUAUAUUACUGUCUAUUUAUAUGUGAACCGGUCUACGUAUACAAAUAAACAUAUAAAUGUGUUUCAGUGUAAAAACAAUAAAUGAAAAUAACUCAGACAAAUAUGCUCUAUCUAUAGAUGUGAUUAAACGAUAUAUUUGUGUAUUCCAAAAACUAUUACCAGUUUAAUGGAAUACAUACCAGAAGAAAUACCCUGAACAAAAUCGCAGCAUUGAAAAAACGACUUAAAGCUACAUACAUAUACUAAAAAGUAUUAAACUAAAUCAAAAGAUUAUUAUUGUAUUGAUGUAUCUAAAAUUUAAAGUGUAUUAUGAAUAUUUAAUAUAUUACUAUACAGUUAUUAUAAAUGUGGAAUAAAUGUGUGAGGUGUUCUUCCUUGCUUUUAAACUACUACAAGGCGCCUCAAAAAACCCAA